UGCAUUCCCAUACAAACUAGGUUUUUGCAGUCUCCCAUGUUAAUUUCACACUAGUAUAGGUUUAGUUUGGUACUGUACUAGUUGCAGAAGAAACAGUAAAGUAAACCAAUGUUGCGUCUUCUUCUUCUCCCUCUUCUGUUUUUGUUAUUAUGUCCCUCUGGUGUAAACUCCUCAUCCUCCUCCACCCCCACCAAGAUCGGCAAAGGUUACCGUCUGAUAUCCAUCGAGGAGACUCCUGAUGGCGGAUUUCUCGGUCAUCUCCAAGUCAAGCAGAAGAACAAUAUAUACGGCCCUGACAUCCCUCUCCUCCAGCUCUAUGUCAAGCACGAGACCGAUGACCGCUUGAGAGUCCACAUAACCGACGCGGAGAAGCAGAGAUGGGAGGUCCCGUACAAUCUGCUACCGAGGCAGCCAGCGCCGGUAUUGAAGCAGACCAUUGGGGGAUCCAGAAAGAAUCCGAUAACGGUGUCGGAGCUUUCAGGUUCUGAGUUAAUCUUUAGUUACGUAACUGACCCGUUUGGGUUUGCCGUGAAAAGAAAAUCAACGGGGCAGAUUCUUUUCAACUCGAGCUCUGAUGGAUCAGACCCAUUUGGUGAAAUGGUGUUUAAAGACCAAUAUCUCGAGAUUUCCACCAAAUUGCCUAAAGAUGCUUCACUAUAUGGACUGGGAGAAAACACACAGCCCCAUGGAAUCAAACUGUAUCCAAACGAGCCUUACACACUCUACACUAUGGAUAUAUCCGCCAUUAAUCCCAACACUGAUUUGUACGGCUCUCAUCCGGUGUACAUGGAUCUUAGAAAUGUGGGUGGUCAAGCUUAUGCGCAUGCGGUUCUGUUGCUUAACAGCAAUGGCAUGGAUGUAUUCUACAGAGGAAAUUCUUUAACUUAUAAGAUAAUAGGCGGUGUUUUUGACUUUUACUUCUUUUCUGGACCCACACCCCUUGGAGUUGUCGAUCAGUACACCCAAUUCAUUGGCAGACCGGCUCCAAUGCCUUACUGGUCAUUUGGAUUCCACCAAUGUAGAUGGGGGUACCAUAACCUAUCUGUGGUUGAAGAUGUUGUUGAGAACUAUAACAAAGCUAAAAUUCCACUUGAUGUAAUCUGGAACGAUGACGAUCACAUGGACGGCCACAAGGACUUUACUCUCAACCCUACUAGCUACCCACGUCCAAAGCUUUUGGCAUUCCUAGACAAGAUACAUAAGAAGGGCAUGAAGUACAUUGUCCUCAUUGAUCCGGGGAUUGCUGUAAAUUCUAGUUAUGGUGUAUAUCAAAGAGCCAUGGCCGAUGAUGUGUUCAUUAAGUAUGAAGGCGAACCCUUCUUAGCUCAAGUUUGGCCAGGUCCUGUUUACUUCCCUGACUUCCUCAACCCUAAAACAGUUGCUUGGUGGGGAGAUGAAAUACGCCGAUUUCAUGAACUUGUACCUGUCAAUGGCCUAUGGAUUGAUAUGAAUGAAGCUUCAAAUUUCUGUUCUGGGAAGUGCAAAAUCCCAAAGGGCAAACAAUGUCCAACUGGGACAGGACCUGGUUGGAUCUGUUGCUUGGACUGCAAGAAUAUCACCAAGACAAGGUGGGAUGAUCCACCUUAUAAGAUAAAUGCUUCAGGAGUCCAAGCACCAAUAGGAUUCAAAACCAUAGCCACUAGUGCAGUUCACUACAAUGGCGUUUUGGAGUAUGAUGCUCACAGUCUCUACGGAUUCUCUCAGGCCAUUGCAACUCACAAGGCCCUUCAAGGGUUGGAGGGCAAGCGACCAUUUAUAUUAUCACGGUCCACAUAUGUUGGCUCAGGCAAGUAUGCUGCCCACUGGACAGGUGAUAACCAGGGAACCUGGAACGAUUUGAAGUACUCUAUAUCUACAAUGCUAAAUUUUGGCAUAUUUGGGGUGCCAAUGGUCGGCUCAGAUAUAUGUGGAUUCUAUCCUGCUCCCACAGAGGAACUUUGCAACCGUUGGAUUGAACUAGGUGCGUUCUACCCAUUCUCAAGGGAUCAUGCAAAUUACUACUCCCCAAGACAGGAACUUUAUCAAUGGGAAUCAGUAGCUGAAUCUGCUCGUAAUGCCCUUGGUAUGAGGUAUAAACUCCUACCUUACUUGUAUACAUUGAGCUACGAGGCUCACACUACUGGAGCCCCAAUUGCAAGGCCGCUUUUCUUCUCAUUCCCAAAUUACCCAGAGUGUUAUGAUUUGAGCACCCAGUUCUUGCUAGGUAGCAGUGUCAUGGUGUCUCCAGUUCUUGAGCAGGGUAAAACCAGUGUUAAAGCACUCUUCCCUCCAGGCACUUGGUACAGUUUAUUCGACAUGACACAAACAAUUACGUCCAAAGAUGGCGUGUAUGUUACCCUUGAUGCACCUUUACAUGUGGUCAACGUGCAUUUGUAUCAGAAUACCAUUCUACCAAUGCAACAGGGUGGAAUGAUUUCUAAGGAGGCAAGAAUGACACCGUUCAGCCUCAUAGUAACCUUCCCAGCAGGGGCAGGUGAUGGGGAGGCUAAAGGGCACAUAUUCAUUGAUGACGAUGAACUCCCUGAAAUGACACUUGGGAACGGAUAUUCGACAUAUGUAGAGUUAUAUGCAACUGUAAACCAGAAGGGAGUGAAGGUGUGGUCCGAGGUUCAAGAGGGCAAGUUUGCCUUGGAUAAAGGAUUAAUUAUUGGUAAGAUCACAGUGUUGGGAUUGGCUGGAAGUGGACAGCCAUCUGCACUCGAGAUUAAUGGAAAUCCUGUUUGGGAUACAUCAAUGGUAAAGGUGAUAUCAUCGAAGCAGACAGUCGUUGAGGAGAUGGAUGUGGGAGAGGGUAAGCAGAGGAGCUUGAUGGUUGAAAUUAAUGGCCUGGAGAUCCCAGUGGGGAAGAACUUUGCUAUGACUUGGCAGAUGAGCAUCAACAGGACGGCAUAAGGAUGUUCAUGCGUCCUACUCUUCGUAGGUUCCUUUUCUAUGUAAUUUCUUGUCAGAUUGUUUAUGGGUUAUGUAAAAUCAAAGGAUGUUGAUUAUGGGAGAGGAGAUGAGUUUUAAAGUUGUGCUCAUCCUUCGUCCAAAUUAGAGAGCGUAAUUUAGAGGCAUCCCGUUAUUGAGUUUAUAGUCCAAAAAUCACUGGUCAAAAUCUUAUUUAAUAACGUAAA
Messenger RNA from Carica papaya (papaya), 3116 nucleotides. It is a transcript of the gene XYL1, whose product is annotated as alpha-xylosidase 1. The record is from RefSeq and is a predicted model, not a curated record. Gene Ontology annotation, biological process: carbohydrate metabolic process. Gene Ontology annotation, molecular function: carbohydrate binding; hydrolase activity, hydrolyzing O-glycosyl compounds. Lineage: Eukaryota; Viridiplantae; Streptophyta; Magnoliopsida; Brassicales; Caricaceae.